Molecule: messenger RNA, 3795 nt
Organism: Oxyura jamaicensis (ruddy duck)
Lineage: Eukaryota; Metazoa; Chordata; Aves; Anseriformes; Anatidae
Gene: USP12
Product: ubiquitin specific peptidase 12
Exons: 9
Coding region: 114-1223 (369 amino acids)
Biological process (GO): protein deubiquitination
Cellular component (GO): nucleus; cytosol
Molecular function (GO): cysteine-type deubiquitinase activity; cysteine-type endopeptidase activity
Source: RefSeq, a predicted model, not a curated record
UCCUUCUCCUUCUCCUCCUCCUCCUCCUCCUCCUCCUCCUCUUCCCUCCGCCCGGCCCGGCCCGGCCCGGCUCGGCUCGGCGCUGUGAUUGGGCGGAAGAUGGCGCUGGGCGGAUGGAAAUCCUAAUGACAGUCUCCAAAAUCGCCUCCAUCUGUACCAUGGGCGCCAAUGCCUCAGCUUUGGAGAAAGAGAUUGGUCCGGAACAAUUUCCAGUUAAUGAACACUAUUUUGGUUUGGUUAAUUUUGGGAAUACAUGCUACUGCAAUUCAGUUCUUCAGGCACUUUAUUUCUGUCGCCCAUUUCGAGACAAAGUCUUAGCAUACAAGAGUCAACCAAGAAAAAAAGAGAACCUCCUUACAUGCUUAGCUGAUCUCUUCCACAGUAUAGCCACCCAGAAGAAAAAAGUUGGAGUUAUUCCUCCCAAGAAAUUUAUAACAAGAUUACGAAAAGAAAAUGAGCUUUUUGAUAACUACAUGCAGCAGGAUGCACAUGAGUUCUUAAACUAUCUGUUAAAUACAAUUGCGGAUAUCUUGCAAGAGGAAAGAAAACAAGAGAAGCAAAAUGGUCGCCUACCCAAUGGCAACAUUGAUAAUGAAAAUAACAGCCCACCAGACCCAACCUGGGUUCAUGAAAUCUUUCAGGGAACAUUAACAAAUGAAACCAGAUGUCUUACAUGUGAAACUAUAAGCAGCAAAGAUGAAGACUUCUUAGACCUUUCAGUUGAUGUGGAGCAGAAUACUUCAAUCACUCAUUGUUUAAGGGGUUUCAGCAAUACAGAAACUCUGUGCAGUGAAUACAAAUAUUAUUGUGAAGAAUGUCGCAGUAAGCAAGAAGCACAUAAAAGGAUGAAAGUAAAAAAGCUGCCUAUGAUUCUAGCUCUCCAUUUGAAGAGAUUUAAAUACAUGGAUCAGCUGCAUCGAUACACAAAACUCUCUUAUAGAGUAGUUUUUCCUUUAGAGCUUCGUUUAUUUAACACCUCAGGAGAUGCCACCAAUCCUGACAGAAUGUAUGACCUUGUUGCUGUGGUAGUUCAUUGUGGAAGUGGCCCUAACAGAGGACAUUAUAUUGCGAUAGUGAAAAGUCAUGAUUUUUGGUUGCUUUUUGAUGAUGAUAUUGUUGAGAAAAUUGAUGCACAAGCUAUUGAAGAAUUCUACGGGUUGACAUCAGACAUCUCAAAGAAUUCUGAGUCUGGUUACAUCCUCUUCUAUCAGUCUCGGGAUUGAGGGGGAACUGUAGCGAAGAGAGAUUGUUCUGCCUCACUUCUCUAUCUUGGAAUGGAGCAAGCACUGAAGAAAAGCAGGAAGCUCCAGGGGUGUUAGCACAGUUUGCACACAACUAAGCAAAGAGUUUGGGAUUUUUAAAACCUUCAUAUCAUUACCAUUUUAUUUGCUCAGGUAUCAUGCUGACUACACGUCUCCACUGCAUCCCGUAAGCAAAAAAGAGAUACCAACCACUCCUGCAGGAGCUUUCCAUUAGGUAAUGCUGUUUCUGUGGUCCUAAUUCAAAGCCCAUUAAGGUCAAUGGAGAACCUUACAUGGACUUCAGUGGAAUUUGAAUCAGGUUCUAACUGCACUGCCAGACUGGUGCACUAGGAGCAUUAGAAAUCUGUAUUUUAUACAGACUUCACAUAUAAACAGUAAAGGACUCUUUGUGAACUUAGUUUCCUGUGCUUAAGUUUGAAAGAAUGAGGCUGGGAGGGUUAACAUGUAAGCAGGAAGAUAUAUCUGGGCCCAAUUGCCUUCUUGAUGGUAGUAGUUUAACUGAAGAUAUAAACUGGUGUCAGGGAGGCAAGUAUGUUUUGCUUCUCUGAAGAAGCUUACGUUAUUUAUAAUGUAUGAUCGGGAACAAUCAGUCAAGAUUAUGGCUUUUAAUCUCCGUAUGGGGAAAGGUUUGGUUUGUAAUAGUUUAUUUUUAUUUAUAAAUUAUUGUAACGUAGGGUCUUGUGUACUGACUGUCCUUUAUUCUAACAAGUAUUGAGAAUUUUAUAUAUUAAUUUGAAUUAAAACUAUGUUAAAUGUAAAGAAGAGCCAAUAUAAAUUCUAAAAACAACGUCUACAAUGUCUUAAAAAAUUAGUAACAUAGGAGAGAGAUUUCCUUCUGGAAGAACUGGUAUCUAAGUGAGGUACUUUAAUUAAAUUAGAAUAUCAUCUUUCCAUUAAUGGGUGAAAAAGUGAACAAAUAUUACACAGAAGACUUUUAAGAAUGCAUAUCAAAAGAAAAUGAUGGUGCAGUAGUGGUAUACCAGUCUUUAUAGUUCUUUAAUCAUUUAUUAAUGUCUUGUACUCUAAGCAAAUUAGAAUGACUUGGAUCAAAGUAAACUGUUUUCAGAAUAUCAUUCCCUUUCUUAAAAACAGAUCCACUUAUGUUACCAAUAACAUGGGUGACUGUCUCAAAAACCACUCAAGGUCUCAAGUAUUAAUUUUUCUAAGUAAUGAAAAGAAAUAAGCUUAAAAUUUCAUGAGACCGAAGAUACUACAUUCCUUUAAAAGUAGGAUGAAAAGUAGGGCUUUUCACUGAAACCAACUGUUUUACCCUGCUUUAGGUUUAUGAAACAGCAUUAAGAACUAACUCUUGACAAAAUACCUGAUCUGUAAUAAAUGUGAACUACUGCGAUCUGACAUUCUUCCAUUUAACAGUACUUUGUCUGACAGUAGCUGAAUGUAAUUUCUGGAAAGUCAGGGGAUAUGCGUUCCAGAUGAUGGCAAUCAGGUCUUGGAUGUCCUUGUCACCCCUCUUCAGCUAGUGAUUUUUAUUGUAGUUUUCUAAGGUUAUUUUAUUGAUACUGUUACAACUUUUGAAGAAUGUCUCCUGUCUGCUGCUAUAACUGACUAUUUACUUACCUGUAUCUUUUAGCUCAGGAAAUGACUUCACCUAUUCGCUCAGUUGAACAAAUCUUUAACAGGGUCACUAAAUAAAUUGGGCUAUUUAGCAACUGUCAUGCUGUAACAAAAUGCUUUUGUAAAAUGCAAAGUUUCUAAAGCCCUGGUUUGGCUUGAAUUCUUUUGUAUAAAAUUAUGUAUCAUGAUUAAACUACCAGCAUUGUAAAGUAAAGCUUAAAUAUUGUGGGAGAUGCAGAAAAUAUGAUUGGAUUCUUCUUAGGGGAUUCAAGUAAUUUUAACACCUUUUUUCAGCUUGCAGUGGGAAAAGGGUUAAGGAGUGAGCCAGUUGGUUAAUGGUGCAUGUUAGAAGGAUGAAGUCCUUUGCAUACUAAAGGUACAGUAUUGUAAAAGAACCGUCAUGUUACUUUUUGCUAAUGGACAAUUUUUUUGUUAUUUUUCUUUCUUUUUUUUUUUUUUUUGGAUGUAGUCAAAAUCUGAGACUAGUUGCUAAAUACUUUAUACCCUAACAAAAUUUAAAACAUUUUCAUUUUAUUCACUGGUUUUACUCCUGCCACAUAUUUUUAUAAUGCGCUUUCAUUUUAUGUAGGGUUUUUGAGAUAGUAUUCCAAAUUGUAUGUUUCAUUUUACUUUUAGUGCAGGUGAAAUAAUCAGAAGUUCUCAAUUAAACUAUUAUCAGAAACUGCAACUUCAUAAAAAAAAAAAAAAAAGAAAAGAGGCAGGGGAGUGCAAAAUAUGGCUGAUUGGUAUGUAAAGCAUUAUAGGAUUAUUUCUUGGCUGUAGUACAGAGGGGAGUAUGGGAAAGUCGUCAGUUGUUGUAAAUGGUGGAAAUGAUUUGCUGUGUAACUAUGUAAAUGUUAAUCGGGACUGCAGUCCCCUAUUUUGUAUAUUGGAGCAAAAAAAAACUUCUAUUAAAUAAAGUAUGUUCUUUAAAGGUAAGUACUGCAUCGUUUGCAGA